AUGUUAUCGAAACCGGACGAAAAUCGGCGGUUAACCACGGUUAUUUCAGCUGAAAUCAUAGCAACACAACAAAAAAACCGACGGUUAACCUCACAAUUAACUGGAAAAACGGUCGGUACCGGCCGUCGGAACCGUGCAUUUUUCUGGAUAAUUGUGGGUAAAGCUGUGUACAAACGUGUGACACUAGUUAACGAUGUAACCACAGCCGUAAAAAUGGUAAUAUUUAUUGUUUCUCUAUUGUACGAUAGUCAUACAAGUCUCGUGGUCGAUUCUAUUAAAUAUGUUCUCUUAUUAAUAAGUUUUAUUAAAAUUCAUUUUUCGUGUGAUAUCUACUUAUUUAAUAAAUGUCCAUUUCCUCCCUAUCAUGUGACAGUCGACGUUGAAUUUUUUUGUCAUGAAGCUAAAAAACAUGUAGACUGUGUUAAUCGACGAUUGAGAGAUUGUAAAAUUGUUCAAGAAUAUGGACCAGCAUUAGAUACUCUGAAAGCCACUUUAAAAGUUGAUUUAACUCGUGCUAGUGCUCACGGAUGUCACGGUCUUUAUGAUCAAAUUCAAAUUCCUCGAAUGCAACGUCGUCGACGAACAACAACUCGUAAAAUUCGUCGUUUAACAGUAGGCAGUAUUCCAUAUCGGAAAAGUAUUGAAUAUCGAUGUAAACAUGACACGAUCGACGAAGGUUGUGGUCAAUGGAAUUCGACAAUGGAUCAGGUUGUAAAUUGGUAUCAUUGUCAACACGCUGUUCGAUUUGAUAAAUGUAUUGAACCCUUAAAAAUUAUUUGCCAAAAUACCAUCGCUAAUUUAACAGCGCGUGUACAAUUAAUUUUAAAACGAUGUCAAAAGGCAGCGGCAGCAGCAAAGAGAAAUCGAAGUUUAACAAUUUUCAAUUACAAUAAAAAUAAUAUCAUCAUUUCUACUUUGUUUGUGUCACUAUUUGUUCUUAUAAAAUAG
Molecule: messenger RNA, 948 nt
Organism: Didymodactylos carnosus
Lineage: Eukaryota; Metazoa; Rotifera; Eurotatoria; Philodinida; Philodinidae
Source: the annotation of a GenBank genome assembly